AUGUUGGGAAUUGAGAAGGCCGCGUCAUCAGAUCUUUCAUCGUCUUCGACAGAGACGUCAGCUAUUUCUCCCAUCAGUAUGAUAAGUAUACCAUCAUCUCCGGACAAAGACAAGAAAAAAGUGCGUUUCGCGCCCAGUCGGCUUUAUCAUGUUGUCUGUUUAAUUAUGCAUAUUGCUUUGAGGUCUCAUUUGUGCGCUACAAUCCAGACAUACCUCAAAUUGUUACUUCCUUCAAAGGUGAUGCCAGAGCGAAACUUCAAAUCGUGGCGCUGCGUCUGUGCAAAGAAGAUUCCGGAUAAUGGUUCAUGGUGUAAGUGCCGUGCGGAGACCACAAUGGAUGACCAAAGGGCAGUGACAAAGGGCGAGCAUAACCACCCACCCAAACACUUACUCGCCGAAUUGGAAUUCAUCAAGGUAGGAGCCUCACGUCCGAACUUCUUCCCACUUCCCACAUCUUCUCCCACAUAUGGUGAUUCCUACCAUCGUCCUCCUGGUUUGCUACAAUGCUUCACUCUUUUGCUUAGUGGCUUUUCAUGA
This is a messenger RNA of Cylicostephanus goldi, 537 nucleotides long. The record is from the annotation of a GenBank genome assembly. NCBI's taxonomy places the organism in Eukaryota, Metazoa, Nematoda, Chromadorea, Rhabditida, Strongylidae.